UCUUGUUCGUCAACCCUACAUUUUGAGCCAAUCGUCGUGCCCGUUAUUCGUUGCUGUGACAUUACAAAAAUGGCGGCCUCCAUGAACCAUACCAUGUUUGGUGGUAGAUUUUGCUGCCUGUGCCUUUCUAGACCAUAUAUCUGCAGAAAAAUCAUUCGCCGAUCAUUAAAGUUCUCGGCUGUUCACAAAGCAGUCAAGGGGGAUGUGUCAGAGGCAAAACCUUCACAAGAUUUACAACUGGAUGUUGAUGUACAACGUAAACUCCACAGGAAGUGAGCUGAAGCACAGACUGCAUCCUGGAGUGCUGAAAGUCAAAGCAGUUACCCUACCCGAACCCCUGGUGGAGGCUGUGAAGGUCUUGCUGGAGAAGUAUCCGUUUGAUCAUAUAUCAAAAAAUGCUGAGAAUUUAGCCGUUACCUGAAGUGCCGACACGCCCUGUAGAAGCUCUGGAAUUGAGGGACAAAGCUGUAGGGAUAGAGGAGAGUGUCAGACAGAAGGAAGUUGGAGACAAGAACAUCAGUGAUUUGAAUCCAGAGGAGAGUGAACUGUUGGACAGUAAAGUGAAAGGGAAGACAUUGAUGCAACUCAGAAAACAAGUGUACCACUGGAAGAGCAUUGAAUAUACAGCGUACAAAGGCUUCCUCUACAUGGUGGGCAAAAUGGACCAUGAUUACGCAGCGCUUUUGAGAUGUUUAAAUGAGAUUCGUUCAAGAAUUCCAGAGUUCACCCCUAGAACUGUGUUUGAUUAUGGCUCUGGUGUGGGGUCAGUUAUAUGGGGAGUGAACUCUGUGUGGAAGAGAGGGGUGCAGGAGUAUUACUGUGUGGAUAGGUCAGGAGAGAUGAACACACUAGCCAGACUUCUCUUACAAGAUGGAGAAGACAAUAAAGAGAUGCAGGUGUCUGGCGUCCAUUUCAGGCAGUUCCAUCCUUCCACUAAGCACCAAUUUGACCUCACAGUGUCGGCAUUCUCAUUGUUCGAGUUCCCCAACAGAUCAGAACGUCUGGCAGCUGUGAAGAAUUUGUGGGAUAUGACUGGAGAAUUUAUGAUACUGGUGGAAAAUGGGUCUAUCGCUGGAUUCAAACUGAUACAAGAGGCCAGGGAGUAUAUUUUAGGGCUGGGUGAUUCAAACGAUGGUCAUGUCUUUGCCCCUUGUCCUCAUGAUUCAAAGUGCCCUAAAUUGUCGUGGACAAAGAGCUCGGUGUGUAAUUUUGAAGUGACCUACCAGAGACUGCAGUUGUCAUCAAACACCACAAUUAGUGAUAAAGCUCGGUUUUCCUAUGUCAUCCUCAGGAAAGGACGUAGACAAUCUGAGGCUGCCACCUACAUGUGGCCUAGGCUUGUGAAGCGAUCCAGCAAACCACGCAACCACACGCCGUGUACAAUGUGUUGUCCCGAUGGAACUAUCAAGAGUGUGGUGAUCACAGCCAGUAAACACAGCAAAGACUUGUACAAAUGUUCCCGAUACUGUCAUUUGGGAGAUUUAUUACCCGUGAAGAUGAGUCAGCAGAAAGAGGAAGGACACACAGACCGUAUCCAUGACAACAUAAACAAUGUUGACCAAUCAGAAGGGACGGAAUCAGGAGAGGAAAGUGAUACUGACAGAGACCACAGUGCUUCAGGUUUAUAUCCCCAGGAUUCUCUUUCUCCAUCGUGAUCUCUUCAGGAAUUCAGAUGGCCAAAGGCAUGUAAUAUCGUGACACAAUUCUCAACAAAGAUUCCCGGUCAUCAUUUCCAGCCAUGGGUGGACCGGGAAUGUGUUGUUGAGUGUUCCAAAGAUUCACUUGUGGUUUUUAACUGCGAUGAUUUGUGAAGACUUGAAAGAAGUGCGUCCUUUUCAUUACUUAUGGACAUAGGAUCUGUGAUGUGGUCAUAAGAUUCAUAAAGGAUUUUUUCUUAAUACGGAGCACAUAAUGUGCCCUAGCAUUUAAAAGUACAAGGAAGCCUCUCAGCUUUCUUCUUGGUGUGUGAAAAUGGCUAAAAACUGGAAUUUUCCUAAAGCCCCAGUGAUCAGUCCUGAAAUAAAGUAGCCCACUGUGAUAAUAGCCGUCAAAACAACUUUGUUCAGUGCAGAGCCCAAAUUGAUCAGCCCCUGUGAUCAGUCCUGAAAUAAAGUAGCCUACUGUGGUGAUAACUGUCAAAACAACUUUGUUCAGCGCAGAGCCUGAAUUGAUCAGCCCCUGUGAUCAGCCCUGAAAUAAA
Molecule: messenger RNA, 2200 nt
Organism: Liolophura sinensis
Lineage: Eukaryota; Metazoa; Mollusca; Polyplacophora; Chitonida; Chitonidae
Product: methyltransferase-like protein 17, mitochondrial
Exons: 15
Coding region: 579-1655 (358 amino acids)
Biological process (GO): translation
Cellular component (GO): mitochondrial small ribosomal subunit
Molecular function (GO): methyltransferase activity; structural constituent of ribosome
Source: RefSeq, a predicted model, not a curated record